Aspergillus alliaceus is the source of this 1942-nucleotide messenger RNA. RefSeq lists its product as uncharacterized. The transcript has a single exon. The record is from RefSeq and is a predicted model, not a curated record. Bases 99 to 1751 code for a protein of 550 amino acids. NCBI's taxonomy places the organism in Eukaryota, Fungi, Ascomycota, Eurotiomycetes, Eurotiales, Aspergillaceae.
GUUUCUGAUCUGUCACCUGCUCACAUUCCCCAUUUCACCUCAAUUUGACAACUUUCCAACCAACCAUGACAGAUUAAAAUGACCGCAAGUCAUCCUUGAUGGGCUCUCUCCAAGUGCUCAGGAGCACCUUUGGUGGGCGACAUACCCAGUGGAAACUCGACGACAACAGAAAGACAGCAGCGCGUACAUUCUCUUCGGACUCAACAACAUCUGCCGAAAACAGCAGCCCAGUCUUAUCCUUCCCGACCGGCGUCUAUCAUUUAACCCGGAAACAAUCAACCAUCCAAACCCACCAUCAGAUAUCCAUGUCAUUACCUGAAAGAGGUUCAUUGUCGAGACACAACAGCCUCAACUACAGUACAGAAAGCCCUGGCCUCAAUAGCAGUGAGGUACAGGCGUGGGACUCGAAUGUGCAAGCUCGGCCUGUAGCCUCUUCUUCACAAACACAAAGUCAGACGAGAUUAGGGUGCUAUACCACACAAAUACCCUCAAGGAUCCCGACGCCUGCGAAGUCUCCAGCCGGAGAUUUAUACCCCCAUGUAGUAUAUCGAAAAGAAAGCAAAAGAAGUGCGUUAUCUUCCUUGGCAAACCAGUGCGUGGAUAUGAAAAGACAUGCAGGAACCGUCAACAAAGAGAAUAUUAAAAAUAGAGAAGAACAAGGGAUUGUCCAUUAUGAAAACGCGCAAAAUUUCAGGUCGUUAAAGAGCCUAUCCGACUCGAACGCAGCUGCAAAAUCUAGGCUACAGUCCCGAGGUUACUAUCAGAGGAUUAUCGAUAGUAAUCUCAUGCAGAGAGCAACAGCAACAAGAUUACCGUCAAAGCGACAUCAUAGCAGCAUGCCUCCGGAAAAGUCUACUCCUAUCCCCUAUGUCGCUGUUGACAGACCUGAAAGUACAUACAGCUCGCUCGUAUCUCCUGAAGCUAGAAGUCGACCCUCGGUUCGACUAUUCAACCCUGUAUCAGCACUCAUAUCACGAUUUGAGACUGGGACACCCAGAGCGGAGAGCGUCAAAAGCACUUGUUCAAGCGCAAGUGGGAUAAUCCAUGGACACGGCAAGGUCUUGACUUUGGGGAAAGAGCGAAUUGAGCACCUUGUUCCCAAAGGGAAGUUAUCAGUACGCCAUCAGUCGAUCGGGUACUAUCAACCCAAAAUUUCUAGAGCAACGAAUGUCACUCGAAAAGAAAGCGGCCAAAUGGAGUACAUACCCAAAGGACUUCGAUGGACCACCGGAUUCGAGAAUCUGAAGCUCGAAGGUAGGGCAAAGAGUGGUGCAUUUUUACUCCCUAAUCGUGCAAGAGCUCCAAGCCAGAGUGCCACAAGGUUGAGCCCACUUUCAGAUGCAGGAAGUGCGAGACUUAGGGAUCAAACAGGGAGAAUGGUAUUGUUGAGAAGCCACUCCGUGGGGAUCCGUUCGAGGUUGAAGAAGCCAGGACUAACGAUCCUUGCUGGCUGUGUUUCGCAGGUCAGUGAAUCUCAACCUCAACAAUACUGGCUCGGUAGAUUUGUCACUCUUGUCAAUGCAUUCCAUUAUGAGGAUUCCUUUAACGAGCCAGACAUCGCAACGGGGUUCGGUAUGUUAUCUAGUUACUCUCGUCCGUUGGGGCAUACGGACUCCAACGAAGCAGGAUACCGCAUAAAACGAGCCUUCAUGGUCCUGGAAAAUGUUUGCAUCAAUGAUGAAGCGAGCGCGAGUCUACUAAAAUUCCGGAACGAGUAUAUCGACAAAUUUGGAGAUCGGUGGAUGAUAUGAUCUUCCGUCGUCGGCAUCAAACGAAAUAGCAGCGUCAGUUAGAUAUCCUGACAGCAGUGGAGAAAGCUGUUAGGGCAUUGGAAGGGAUAUGCGUAUUCCAUAUUCUGUCUGGUUGACCUGAGGAUGUCGCUUGCAUAUUCAUAAAAGACCGUAAUUCUCCUAGGAAUUCGACAAGGAGAUUUAAUUAUUGA